AUGCUAUUGGUCUCCGCGAUUCUCCUGCGAAACUACCCUGGUAUCCUGGAGCGCUCGACUGGGAGACCUGCCUUCGUGAUUGGAGGCGGCGGUGCCUGUAGACCUGCGGUUUACGCUCUCUGGAAGUGGAUGGGGGUCAACAGAAUAUGUAUGGUCAAACGAGAGGAGAGUGAGAUUCGAGAUAUCAUAGCUUCGUUCAUCGACGUCGGAUUGAACGGUGAACUGGUGUUCGUUCCGUCGGCUGCAGAAGCCGCAAUUUUGGAGCCACCGGUUCUGGUUGUCGGUACCGUGCCUGAUAUACCCCCGAAGGAACCCGGAGAAAAGGUAAGGGAAAUUACUGAAGUCUUCCUCACAAGUAUCGAGAAGGGAUUUGUUCUUGAGAUGAGCUAUCAUCCCGCUCCUGACACCUAUUUCUUUAGCCGCUGCCAUGAGAUGGGCUGGAACGUCCUGUAUGGUACUGAAGUCAUGAUCUGGCAAGGUGUGGCUCAAGAAGUGCUUUGGACGGAGCUCUCAAUCGAAAAUCUCAACGUGGAUGAAGCGAGGAAAGCAGUCACUGGCAUUAUCGAGAAGUGCGCCGCAGAACUAAAGCUGUGA
Messenger RNA from Penicillium argentinense, 594 nucleotides. RefSeq lists its product as uncharacterized. Bases 1 to 594 code for a protein of 197 amino acids. The transcript has a single exon. Gene Ontology annotation, biological process: chorismate biosynthetic process; shikimate metabolic process. Lineage: Eukaryota; Fungi; Ascomycota; Eurotiomycetes; Eurotiales; Aspergillaceae. The record is from RefSeq and is a predicted model, not a curated record. Gene Ontology annotation, molecular function: shikimate 3-dehydrogenase (NADP+) activity.